Molecule: messenger RNA, 3358 nt
Organism: Nannospalax galili (Upper Galilee mountains blind mole rat)
Lineage: Eukaryota; Metazoa; Chordata; Mammalia; Rodentia; Spalacidae
Gene: Vav1
Product: vav guanine nucleotide exchange factor 1
Exons: 28
Coding region: 476-2635 (719 amino acids)
Biological process (GO): intracellular signal transduction; regulation of GTPase activity; cell migration
Cellular component (GO): cytoplasm
Molecular function (GO): protein binding; guanyl-nucleotide exchange factor activity
Source: RefSeq, a predicted model, not a curated record
UGCGUAGCAGGCGGUCGCAGCCCUCGUCCAGCGGCCCCUCGAGCUCCUCGCCCUCCAGCAGGCGCACGGCGGGCACCACGUGUGGCACGGCAACCUCUUUGGGGUCCGAGGGUCCUGCAGAGGUUUCAUAAGCAACAGCCGUUGCUGGUGAGAGGAGACGUCUGUGGAGCUGCCUGCAAAGCUGUGCCAGGAACUUCAGGGAUGCAGCUUUCCUGAGCCAUUGCCCAGGCUGGCCUGCGCUUCUGAGGUGCUAACGCUGUCUCAUCCCUGCCCCUCUAAGUAACUCCUCUCCCAUACUCCUUUCUUGUGCCUUAAGAACAUCCGAACCUUCCUGUCCACGUGCUGUGAGAAGUUUGGCCUCAAGCGCAGUGAACUCUUCGAAGCCUUUGACCUCUUUGAUGUGCAGGACUUCGGAAAAGUCAUCUACACCCUGUCUGCUCUGUCAUGGACGCCAAUUGCCCAGAGCAAAGGAAUCAUGCCCUUCCCCACCGACGACGAUGCUGUGGGCGACGAAGACAUCUACAGUGGUCUCUCAGACCAGAUCGACGACACAGCGGAGGAGGACGAGGAUCUGUACGACUGUGUGGAGAAUGAGGAGGCGGAGGGCGAUGAAAUCUACGAGGAUCUCAUGCGCUCGGAGUCGGUGCCCACGCCGCCCAAGAUGACGGAGUUUGACAAGCGCUGCUGCUGCCUGCGAGAGAUCCAGCAGACUGAGGAGAAGUACACGGACACUCUGGGCUCCAUCCAGCAGCAUUUCAUGAAGCCUCUGCAGCGGUUCCUCAAGCCUCAAGACAUGGAGACCAUCUUUGUCAACAUCGAGGAUCUGCUUUCUGUGCAUACCCACUUCCUGAAGGAGAUGAAGGAGGCCCUGGCUGGCCCAGGAGCAUCGACCCUGUACCAGGUCUUCAUCAAAUACAAGGAGAGGUUCCUGGUCUAUGGCCGUUAUUGCAGUCAGGUGGAGUCGGCCAGCAAGCACUUGGAUCAAGUGGCCACAGCGCGAGAGGAUGUGCAGAUGAAACUGGAGGAAUGUUCUCAAAGAGCCAACAAUGGCAGAUUCACCCUUCGGGACCUGCUGAUGGUGCCCAUGCAGCGUGUGCUCAAGUAUCACCUCCUUCUCCAGGAGCUGGUGAAACACACGCAGGACACCAUAGAGAAGGAGAACUUACGUUUGGCCCUGGAUGCCAUGAGGGACCUGGCACAGUGUGUGAACGAGGUCAAGAGGGAUAACGAGACAUUGCGGCAGAUCACCAACUUCCAGUUGUCCAUUGAGAACCUGGACCAGUCCCUAGCCAACUAUGGCAGGCCCAAGAUUGAUGGGGAGCUAAAGAUUGCCUCGGUGGAAAGGCGCUCCAAGACCGACAGAUAUGCCUUCCUGCUGGACAAAGCCUUGCUCAUCUGCAAGCGCCGGGGAGACUCCUACGACCUCAAGGCGUCUGUAAACCUGCACAGCUUCCAAGUUCGGGAUGACUCCUCUGGGGAGCGGGACAACAAGAAGUGGAGUCACAUGUUCCUCCUGAUCGAAGAUCAAGGUGUCCAGGGAUAUGAGCUGUUCUUCAAGACUCGGGAACUGAAGAAGAAGUGGAUGGAACAGUUUGAGAUGGCCAUCUCCAACAUCUACCCAGAGAAUGCCACAGCCAAUGGACACGACUUUCAGAUGUUCUCUUUUGAGGAGACCACUUCCUGCAAAGCCUGUCAGAUGCUACUCAGAGGCACGUUCUAUCAGGGCUAUCGCUGUCACAGGUGCCGGGCACCUGCACAUAAGGAGUGUCUGGGGAGGGUCCCUCCAUGUGGCCGCCACGGGCAAGAUUUUGCAGGAACUAUGAAGAAGGACAAGGCACAUCGAAGGGCCCAAGACAAGAAAAGAAAUGAGUUGGGUCUGCCUAAGAUGGAAGUGUUUCAGGAAUACUAUGGGCUCCCUCCACCUCCUGGAGCCUUUGGACCUUUUUUGCGGCUCAACCCUGGGGACAUUGUAGAACUCACCAAGGCAGAGGCUGAACAGAACUGGUGGGAGGGAAGAAAUACCUCUACUAAUGAAAUCGGCUGGUUCCCCUGCAACAGAGUGCAUCCCUACGUGCACGGCCCUCCUCAGGACCUGUCUGUGCAUCUCUGGUAUGCGGGACCCAUGGAGCGUGCGGGCGCCGAGAGCAUCCUUGCCAACCGUUCAGAUGGGACCUAUUUGGUGCGACAGAGGGUGAAGGACACUGCGGAAUUCGCCAUCAGCAUCAAGUAUAACGUCGAGGUCAAGCAUAUUAAAAUUAUGACGUCAGAAGGGCUGUAUCGGAUCACAGACAAGAAGGCUUUCCGGGGGCUUCCGGAACUGGUGGAGUUUUAUCAGCACAAUUCCCUCAAAGACUGCUUCAAAUCGCUGGAUACCACCUUGCAGUUCUCCUACAAAGAACCUGAGAGGAGAACCAUCAGCAAGCCGCCGGCUGGAAGCACCAAGUAUUUCGGUACUGCCAAAGCCCGCUAUGACUUCUGUGCCCGGGACCGAUCAGAACUUUCUCUGAAGGAGGGUGACAUCAUCAAGAUUCUCAACAAAAAGGGGCAGCAAGGCUGGUGGCGAGGGGAGAUCUAUGGCCGGAUCGGCUGGUUCCCUGCCAACUAUGUGGAAGAAGACUAUUCUGAAUACUGCUGAGUCUGGUGCCCUGCAGGGUAGACAUAUGGGCAGAUGCAGGCUCUGAGCCCAGGAUAUCAGACAGCAGGGCCCAGUGGCCAGGAGAGGUCUUGGCGAGCAGAGUGUCUGGAUGGACUGUGGAUGGCCACUGGCCAGCUGGCAGGGUUCCUGGGACAAUGCCUUGCAAGGGUUAAUUUAUAACACACUGAUUGCCUCUUGGGGCCCCCCAAGAGAGGCAGGACUUGAUGCAACUGCUUCUAAUAAAAUGUUGACAGUAAGCACUGGUGUGCUUAGGGAGAUCUGGGAGGGGAGAAAUGGGGACCGUGCAUGGUGCAUAGACCAGAAUCCCCAAAUGCUUUGCCUCCUGGUUGAUCAUCCUCUGCCAUUUACAGAAUUCUUACCUAGUAGGAAAGAAAGCUGUGCACAGGGUCUGGAUUAGAGACUCUUUCCUUCCCUCAUUUCUUUCCUUUCCUUUGUGCUGAGGAUGGAUCAUACAGCAUCCAGCAUAAUAGGCAGGGGCGACACCAGCCCCUCACUGGGGGAUUCUAGGCUGUCACUCUACCCUGAGCCACACCCCACCCCUCUUUUUACUUUAGUUUUUUAUUUUGAGUCAGGGUCUUGUUCUGUAGCCCAGGCUGGGCUUGGUCUUGUCGUUGUCCUGCUUUCUGAGCAGCUGAAAUGACAUGCCUCUGCCAGCAUUCUUUUUUUUGGUCUUUUUGAGACAGGGUCUCCCUGUAACCCAGC